AUGCGAAUUCUGCGUGUUACGUGGAAAGGAUAUAAAAAGAUAGCAGAUCAAACUGUUGUGAAGUCAGUAUCUGGAGUUACACCUGUUGAGUUAAAAAGUGGAUUUGAUUGUUCAAUGGAAAGUAGCAGUGAACGACUGCACAAAGUUCUUCCAUCAUCAUCGGGUAGUAUCGUUAGUAACCAGCAAAAUGUUACUAUUUAUGCUCGAGCGAAACAUACAUUUAAGGGGCGAAACAAUGAUGAACUUUCUUUUCGGAAAGGUGAUGUUAUCACUGUAACACAGCAAUUAGAUGAAGGCUGGUGGGAGGGAACAUUACAUUCAAAUACCGGAUGGUUUCCGUCAAAUUAUGUAAUUAUUAUUCAAGAAUCUGAAAGAUUUUUGCGGUUUCGAAGUAAUGGAGUUGUCACCUCAAGUGGACAUCUUUCAUCUUCUGAUGCAAUGAAGGAGUCACCAUUAUUUUCAAGUGAUACUAGUCGGCAAGCAUAUCGAGAACAGGUGAUUCAAAGUUUCUUGGAGGCAGAAUCACGUUAUAUUGAUGGCAUUACUUCAUUUAACAACGAUACAUUAACUAGAAUCAGAGAUUCAAAUAAAAUUUCUGACAAAGAAUUUAAAAUUCUUGCGGGAAAUUUACAUAUUCUUGUCGUACAUCAGCGUGACUUAUCAAUUGCUAUCAGAAAUGCGGUUGAAAAGGAUUCCUCCAAUGCAAGAAUCGGUGGUUUACUGUUAAAAGCAGCGCCAAAUUUACGGCAGCUUUAUAGGCAUUACUGUGAAAAUCAUCCGAAAGCAGUCGAUCUUGUACUCAGUAAUAAAAAUUAUUACGAAGAAAUUCUUAACGAUAUGAAUCUGUUAUUAAAAGACCUUAUAUCUGGAUUGAGUCGCCCAUUUCGACAUUUGGAAACAUAUCCAAGUGUUCUUAAUGAACUGGAACGUGGGAUGCACGAAGGUCAUCCUGAUCGAGGGGAUACUCAGCGUGCUGCUGCUGUAUUUCGUGAUAUUGCGAACUAUUGUGGAGCGUUACGAAAGCAGAAAGAAAUGCAACUGGAACUACUUUCUUCUGGCUUUAUUGAUGGUUUAUCAUCAGAUGAAUUAAAAAAACUCGGGGAUGUUUUAUACAUGAGCAUUGUUUCUGUAGACGAUGUAAAAGCUUCUACUGAAGAAGGAUUAUCUUGCGAUCGAUGUGUCAUACUGUUUCCAACAAUUAUGGUUAUUCUAGAAAUCACCUCGAACGUAAAUUCUUACAUUCUGAAGAAGAAAAUUUUCCUUGAUAAAUUAACACUAAAAAAAGCGGAAAAUAAAAUGACACUUAUUCUGUGCAACGAUAAUGGUUCAUUGGAAAUAGCAAUGAAUUUUUUAUCGAAUGAAGAACUGCAGAGAUGGACCGAAGCUUUUGCUUAUUGUACUAAUUUAACUAUUGAUGACUACUGUUGCGAACUUUCACCUUCAGGACCUCAAAAAAUUGAUCUAAACAGCAUAUGUAGUAUGGUGAGUUGA
This is a messenger RNA of Thelazia callipaeda (thelaziosis nematode), 1491 nucleotides long. The record is from the annotation of a GenBank genome assembly. NCBI's taxonomy places the organism in Eukaryota, Metazoa, Nematoda, Chromadorea, Rhabditida, Thelaziidae.